AUGAUCUUUAGAGCAAACGCCACAGAAGUGCACGAGCUAGAUCACUGCGGAGUUUGUCUGAAAUUCAACUUGAGGAGAAGAGUGCCAUUAUUUGAGGAAAAGCAAGAAAAGACCUUGUUGUCUCUUUCAGAAUUUACUUUGCAUCGAGACUUUAUUUCUGCUUAUAAAGUUAUGACAUUUAUCAAACAACAUAAUUUGCUCUAUAAAACGCUUAACGACGAUGACACAGAACAAGUACGUCAGUUUUUCGAAACUGAGCUUAGCCGACCCUCAUAUCGAGUGAGUGCAAAGGUUAUGCGGCUAAUGCAUGAAGCAUUCAAUAAGUGCUGGGAGAGAGUGAUUGACGUAUGUGAAAAAGCUGAUUUUACGAAUGAAGCAAAAGCUUGUUUCCUCGAUGUGAUGCUUAUCUUUCCCGACUUGAUCCCAGAGUUUUGGGGUGGUCGCCACAUAGGUUUGGCCUUCUAAAU
Molecule: messenger RNA, 467 nt
Organism: Cylicostephanus goldi
Lineage: Eukaryota; Metazoa; Nematoda; Chromadorea; Rhabditida; Strongylidae
Source: the annotation of a GenBank genome assembly